Paramecium primaurelia is the source of this 893-nucleotide messenger RNA. NCBI's taxonomy places the organism in Eukaryota, Ciliophora, Oligohymenophorea, Peniculida, Parameciidae. The record is from the annotation of a GenBank genome assembly.
AUGGGAGAAUUCGUAAAUAUAGAUUUUACAAAAAAAAAUGCUCAACCUAUGGAUUUUUAAGUUGAUGCUUAACCAAUCAAUAUAUAUAUGAAAAUAAGGAUAGAUUUAAGAAAAAACUUAUAGAUCCCAAGAAACAAUCUUAAUAGGAAAAACUAAAAAUAUAAAAUAGGGCCGAAUAAUAAAAAAACCAAUAAUAACAUAGUAGUAGAACGAAUUUAAAGAUAUAUGUUCAGAAGAAGGAAAAUUAAAAAAAAGAUUAAGAACUAUUGUAAAAUCAAUUGUUACAAUUCAUCCAGGAUAAUAAUAUAAUCCUUAAUUAAAAGAUUAAAUGAAUUACUAGAUGAUGUAGUAAAAAUAGAAAUUAGGUCCCAUUAGAGAUUAUAAAAUUAAGAGAUUGAAGAGGAGAAAGCAUAAUAGUUAAUAAUAUAAAGGUAAUUUAUCAAGCAAAUAGAUUAGAGAAAGAGAAAAAAGGAAAUAAAAAAAAUGAGCAAAAUUAAAAAUUCAUGGAAAAGUGGUAUUUAGAUUAAUUGAAAAAUAUAAAAAUAAUGAACUCUUAUUAAUAAAGAAAGAACUAAAUGCUGAAGCUAAGUUAAAACUUCAGAAAAGGAUAUAAUAGAGAAAGGGCAAAAAAAUUAUAGUGAAGAAAUUUGGUACCUAUUAAAAUAGGAAAUAAAAAGUAAGUUUUUAUUUUGAUUUAUACAAUUGAUGUAACAUAAGAUGAAUUUGUUUUAGAUGAUUAAUUAAAGAGUAGCUUGAGACAUGUAACUUAAGGGGAUUUGUUAGUGAAGAGUGAAUUUAAUGGGUGUGUUAGAAGAGGAUUGAUUGAACCUAAAUCAAAAUCAAAUAAAUUAUCAAAAGCCAAAGUUCCCUUAUUUAAAAUUAAAGAAAAAUGA